AAUUUUAGCCGGGGUGCGAAUCCUUCCGAGGCAAAUCGAUCGCGACCGCUUCCAGUACGCUUGCAGCAGCAGUUCCCGGGCUUUUGGACGAGUCUCGUCUCUGCUGUGCUCCCCGCGCCGCCCGCCCACACCACCACCACCUGAUUGCCCACCUGCCGCCAUGCGCCGGGGCCGCCCUCUCUGCCGUUCUCGACGUACCCGACGUCCCGAUCUGCAUGCGGUCGAGAACACCAUUCUUGAGCUACGACGGCUGCGGCGAGAGCAAACUCUCCGCUGCCCCAAUUCAGACGCACAAGAAUGCCAGUGCUGUAUCACCACCUCGAGAGGUCACUCGUUCUCAAACACCAUUGCUCUAGCAUUUUGUCCAGUCGGGUGGUGUACUACUUUGGGCCAAGCCGUGAGACCAGUGGCUUCUGCUUGCCUCCUGUUCCGUUGUGCCUCCAGAAGAGACAUGGAUACGGAACCAAAGGAGUUGCAACACAACCAAGGGCAUUCCCGCCGCUGUCAGUUUUCUAGUUGCCGCAUCUGCAGUCGAGGGCGGACCAUUGACGGGCAAGUGGACCCCACCCUCCUGGACUCCCAUCGAGCAAUCAACGCGAGUCAUUAUUGCGCAGUUAUCAACCCCAGGUUUGAUGGUUCCGAGACGCAAAUCUCGAAUGGGCGGUCACCUUGGCCUGCAGGCACCACCUGGGUAAAAGCGCUCCCGAUAAAAGGACGGCACAGCACGGGUUCUGAAGCACCUCAUUGGGGUCGGCCGGGAUUCUGGGUCGAGCGCGUAUCGACCGGCAGGCAGGCUCCCCCGUUUAAUAUCUCUGGCUAAUAUGCGUUUGGACGGGAUUGGACAGCCGUCUGCACGGGAAGCACCCCGACCGGGUUUUGGGAGGCUGAAAUAGCACCACAAGCGUAUCAUCCCGCUCACAUCACACAGGACAGGCACCAGGGCCAAAGCGUUGGAAAUCUUCCGAUCAGCAUUUCCCGCUCCCUGGGUCAUGAGAGGGUCCCUGCCCCUUUGGAUGUGACUGAUUGGGUCCUUCUC
This is a messenger RNA of Canariomyces notabilis, 1036 nucleotides long. RefSeq lists its product as uncharacterized. The record is from RefSeq and is a predicted model, not a curated record. Lineage: Eukaryota; Fungi; Ascomycota; Sordariomycetes; Sordariales; Chaetomiaceae. The coding region runs from base 161 to 820 and encodes 219 amino acids. The transcript is spliced from 3 exons.